GACAUCCACACUUCUUCAAUCAGCUAUCAUGUGGAUUGGAUAUCGUCUCCAUGGCUGGCGAAUGGUUGACUGCAACUGCCAAUACGAACAUGUUCACAUACGAAAUUGCUCCCGUUUUCAUAUUAAUGGAGAAUGUGGUACUAUCGAAAAUGCGUCAAAUCAUUGGCUGGGAAGGCGGUGACUCAAUAUUGGCACCAGGCGGUUCGAUCUCCAACUUGUAUGCCUUCUUGGCCGCGCGUCACAAAAUGUUCCCCAACUACAAGGAGCACGGAGCCGCCGGCCUGCCCGGACAACUGGUGAUGUUCACCUCUGAUCAAUGUCACUAUUCGGUGAAGUCUUGCGCUGCCGUAUGCGGUCUCGGCACAGAUCACUGUGUGAUGGUGCCCUCCGAUGAGCAUGGCAAGAUGAUCAUCCCGGAAUUGGAGCGUUUAAUAUUGGAGCGAAAGGCCAAGGGUCACAUUCCAUUCUUCGUAAACGCCACCGCCGGUACCACAGUAUUGGGUGCCUUCGACAACAUCAACCAGAUUGCAGAUAUUUGCCAAAAGUACAACUGCUGGUUACACAUUGAUGCCGCUUGGGGUGGUGGUCUGCUCUUGUCGCGCAAAUAUCGUCAUCCCCGACUCUCUGGGAUUGAGAG
This is a messenger RNA of Rhagoletis zephyria (snowberry fruit fly), 637 nucleotides long. RefSeq names its product glutamate decarboxylase-like. Gene Ontology annotation, cellular component: cytoplasm. Gene Ontology annotation, biological process: GABA biosynthetic process. The record is from RefSeq and is a predicted model, not a curated record. Lineage: Eukaryota; Metazoa; Arthropoda; Insecta; Diptera; Tephritidae. Gene Ontology annotation, molecular function: glutamate decarboxylase activity; pyridoxal phosphate binding.